AUGUUCUGUUGUAUCCGACCUCAAAGUGCCUCUGUUCCGAACAAUAUGCUCCCGCCGACGCAAAGAGGCAAAAAUGAACCACUUCUAUCAACGAAUUCGACAAAUAAGGAUCUUCACUCAAAUUUGGUGGAUCUCGAGGAAAUUGUGACGAAUUGGGCUCGGGUUAUCUUCAAUACAACAAAAACGAAACAGGAGGGGAAAAUCAAGAAGAAAUAUCUCUCGUUCAACAUCAAUUGGACGAAACUGUUCCAAGAGUCGAUGGAACCGCAAUACUCGCCGGGAAUCGAUAAAACUUUGCGAAAAAUGCCUCUGGAAGAGAAAAUUCUCUUCAAAACGACUUUCACGAAUACGACGCAAAGAGAACAAGAAUAUUCAUUCAAAACCGAGAGAACGACAAGAUCCACGAGUACAAUCAUCAUUGAAAAAGGUGUUUGCCGUGGAGUGAAUCUUGAGCUGAAGUUGAAGACCCCGUGUGAGGUCGUUGAAGCGGGAGCUGGCUUCUCUUCAGAAGUUUCCCUUAAUCAUAUCGGAGAAAACUCGGUGGAAGAGGAGCUGAGUUGGGGUGUCGACUCGUGUGUGAAAGUGCCUCCAAACUCAGAAACGGUGGCCGAAUUGGUGGUUUUGGAGGAGCAAACGGUGCGCAAUUUCGUUAUCAAGAAUACACUUUUCGGGAAAGUGCUUGUCACUGUGACGAAUUUGAAAGAGAACAACUCGUUGAUCACGAUUCUCGAGGGAAAUAUAGCUGAUAUCAUUCGAGGACUUGGAGACUACGCAUCCAGGGGUUUCUCUUUCGAUAGCAAUACGGUUCUUUACGAUACUCGUGGACAGUGCAUUUUCCGGUACGGAGUCGAGCAAAAGGUGAAAAUCAAUGAAACGAGCAUCAAAAGCUAUCGA
Messenger RNA from Mesorhabditis belari, 894 nucleotides. Lineage: Eukaryota; Metazoa; Nematoda; Chromadorea; Rhabditida; Rhabditidae. The record is from the annotation of a GenBank genome assembly.